CUAAACGCACUCCUAGAUAAACAGAUGAUAAAAACAAAAUGAGCAUACUCGAAGUAAAAUCAGCAAUACUGAAUUUUAUUAAAUAAUCCAAUGUACAAAACCAGUCCAAAUUACAUUAAUCUAAAAUGCAGCAUCAAUAUUGGGUUACUAAAAAGAGCGUGCUGAGAAAAUUAGGAGGCAAAGAAGACGAAUGUAUUAUUUCAUCGGAUGCCGAAUUGGACGCAAAAUUAGAGCUGUUUAAAUCAAUUAACGAUAACUGUAAUCAACUUCAACGAGUUAUCGAUUUGUAUCAAGAACGGUUGUGUUAUUUAGCUCAAGAGGAAAAUGUUUUGGGAAGGUAUUUACGGGACUGCGGAAAAAAUGAAAAAAAUGCGUCGGCGGGACAGAUAAUGUCCACUGCUGGAAAAGCCCUGGCUUAUACGGGACACCAGAGGCUAACCGUGAGGCCUUCUUUAGUUAGAUUGCACCAUGAGUUAGAAACGUUCAGAAAUAGGGCUAUAACUGAUACAAGAGCGACAAUUUCAGAGAUGGAAAAAGUAAGGACUGAAUAUAGAGCUGCAUUGAGUUGGAUGAAGUCCGUUUCUUCGGAAUUAGAUCCCGAUACUGGCCAUGGAUUGGAAAAAUUCAGAAAAGCCCAAUCGUACGUUAAGAAAACCAAAGCAAAAUUCGAUAGACUAACUUUAGCUUGUUUACAAAAAGUUGAUUUACUUGCCGCUGCAAGAUGUAACAUGUUUUCCCAUAGCUUAGUACCAUACCAAAGUGCAAUUGAGAAUUUUUCUACCAAAUCGGCGGAAACUUUAUUAACGGCCGCAGAGAAAUUGGAUACUGUACAGCCUUCGGACAAUUCCAUCAUUUUGGAAUUGCUUUCACCACUUGAGACAGAUAAAUCGAAAAAGACGUUCUUUAAUUCUGAUUAUACUGAUGAUCCGCCAGUGGACCGAAAGAAAGACGCUCAAGAAUAUAAAUCUGACCCAAAUAAUGAAGAAUCUCAACAAAACGACGUCGCAGACCUACUUAAUGCCGACUUGUCGGACUUACCUUUGCCAGAACAACCAACGACACCAAAUAAUUCCUCAAAACCGAGUUCAGAACUUUUAGAAUUGAAUUGGGGCACAAAUUCCGAGUUCCUUGGCGAUUUUAUGCCCUCCAAGCUUUUGAACGAAGGCUUUUUUAACAUUCCAGAAUCUACGAAGGAAAAUCCACAGGAAUUUAGUCAGAUCAACGAUAAACUCGGCGAAAUCGGGGCUUCAAACGAGAAACAGGUGUCUUGGUUGAGUUUGUUUGCAGAGUUGGAUCCACUGUCAAAUGCAGCAAUUGAAAAUAGUUCUGCGGACGGUACAGAUAGGGCCUAAAGAGUUUUUGUUAGAGAGUUGUCCCGACUUUUAAUUUUAUUAUUUUGGUAACCUUAUUUAUAGCACUAAUAAUUGGAGUAAGAACAACAGAUUUUCUUUUAGAGGUUAUGGUAAUUUUUUUAAUGAAAUAUAUAAACCAUUUCAUACAACUUGCCAUUGAAUGAGGGGCAUACAAACAUUUAUUUUCCAUUCGUUUUCUUAUGAUAUGCACUCAUGUAAAGUCGAUCUUUUUGAGCAAUUUGAAUGUUUUAUUGCAUCUUUUUUUUUAUUCAUUAUAACUACCUAUGAUUAUAUUUUUCUGAUAUUUGUCAACACCUUGAUAGGUAAUUUUUCAGUACUGAAGGCUGUCCUAGAACAAUGAUUACUUUUAUUAAAAUAAUAUUUUUUAAGCAUCAUGAUUUAGAGGAAAUCAAAGUUUUAGUGUUGUAUUUACCUGUUAUAAAGUGAUUUGAGCAAAUUCAUACAUCUUUUUGCUUAGGUUUCUUCAUUUUAAGGACCUUACCAACAUUCUUGAUGGUCUUGCGAUAUGGCAUCUAGUUAUUCUUAUUGGUCUUUAAAAGCAUACUUUAUCCCUUUUUGCCGUGUUUGUUUAAUUGAUUAUAGUACAAAAUGUUAAAGAAGUUCACCAAAAUUUGUUUGUGUACCCCUCAGUUAUGGCGGCUUCAUUGUAACAUCAUUUUAAACGGUCAAACAGCUUGUAGCAUUAUUUUCUUGUAACGUUAAUUUGUACAUUUGUAGCUGUCAAAAUAUGGUUACCGUAAAUUAUAUGGCGAUAACUCUCUUUUUAACAAUAAAUUCUUACUCCAAUAUAUCAUAUAAAGUACAAAAAUUGACUGGUCUCUAAAAGGCAUAAAUUGAGUGAGAUGGGCGAUCUCUUUCUGAUUUUGAAAAAGAUGCAAAUCGUUAUAGGUAUUUUUUAUUUUUGUUUUUAAUCUGUUUUUCUAAUAUUUUAUAUUUGUUUUAAGAAAGAUUAUGUAUAAACUUGGGAAAUAAUUCUGCAACAACAAAAUAAUUAUUGAUCUCGCCCUGUAUUCAGGAGUGAAUCGUAUUUAUUAUUUUUCUGGAACGAUUUAGCCAGUGGAAAGUAAAGCAAAAUAAUACGUUCUUGUUUGCAAUUAUUUUCUGUGUUUAUGCAUUAUCUUUUUGUAGUUUAUUUUUAGUAUUGUACGUUCAAGAUUGCACCUAGGCACUGCCUUAGCAAUAAUUUCUUUUAAAAAUAUACACCUACCUUUGGCAAACUACAUUCUGAGUUCAUUAUUAAAUAUUUACAUUAUCAUUAAAAGUUUCUAUUUUCUAGAUGCAAUCUUGAAUGUAUUGAAGAAAUGUUACCAUAUAUUGGGGUAAAAAUGUGAAAAAACUAUCCCUCGAAUACCAAAGAGUAGUUCAAAUGAACUAAUUUGUCCAGCACCAAAGAUGACGCCAUUUUUUCGACUACGAAAGACUUCAUGAUCUGAUUUUAUUCAUUACAUUAUUCCUAUACACAAUGGGCGUUGCGGAAAUUGCUUUUUAGGGGCGAAAUAUACAAAUAUUUUUAACAGCACACAAUUAUAUAAAAAUAUCAUUUUUAUUUUUUAUAUUUAUUUCAAAAUAUUCCAUAUAUUUAGGUGGGGGGCAUUUGGUCCCUUUGCUCCCCAGCUGGAUACGCCAACGUUGUUUGCUAGAUAUAUCAUUGGAUUUUAUCAUAUUAUAAAAUAAAUAUAUGCAUUUCAAAAUAUA
Messenger RNA from Psylliodes chrysocephalus, 3068 nucleotides. The record is from the annotation of a GenBank genome assembly. NCBI's taxonomy places the organism in Eukaryota, Metazoa, Arthropoda, Insecta, Coleoptera, Chrysomelidae.